ACAUAAGUAUGUUAUCCAAAUUUUAAAAAAUGUGCCUAAUUCAUAUUCGUCGUGACUAUCAUAGAUUGGCUGCAAAUGCUCAAUGAAUAGAUCAUCGGCAUGUUUGGUCCGAUGACAUCCUGAUUUCCUUUUGGAUGUCUAGUCUUUCAGUUGACUCGUCUUCUUGUGUUGCGGCGUAUCCGGGUGUUGCGGCGUAUCCGAGUGCGCAUAGUGUGUGCCUGACCAUGACGACCGCCAUGGGUCCUCCUCCUCCCAGAACCUCUAACCCUACGUCAACUUCCGAACCCAAAACCCUAGACGAACCCACAACCUCCUCCUCCUCUUCCUCUUCUUCGUCUCCAGUUCAUUCAGAAACUACAAUGAAGCCCCCAAUGUGCCCUCCUCCGCCCAAAGAGCCUAGUUCUUCAGAACCAAAGCCACCGGAACGCCAAAAUGAAGCUCCUCUCGAAGAAUCCGAAUCAAAUUCCGUGAACGCCGAAGUUGCGAAAACUAGUGAACCCGGUCCCAAGCAGAGCUCUGAUGAAUCCCAACGACAUGUCGUUCCGUACACGAUUCCCCCGUGGAGUGAGGCUCCCGACCAUAAUUUCUACUUUGAAGUUCUGAAGGAAGGUUCUAUAAUAGAUCAAUUCGAUGUAUAUGAGAAAGGGGCUUACAUGUUUGGGCGUGUGGACCUCUGUGACUUUGUACUGGAUCACCCCACCAUUUCUCGCUUUCACGCAGUUCUUCAGUUUAAAAAAAGUGGAGAAGCUUAUAUUUAUGAUCUUGGUAGUACUCAUGGUACUUUCAUCAACAAGAAUCAGGUGAAGAAAAAGAGCUAUGUGGAUUUACAUGUUGGUGAUGUCAUUCGAUUUGGACAGUCAUCCCGUUUGUACAUUUUCCAAGGACCAACAGAUUUGAUGCCACCAGAAGCCGAUUUGGAGAGAAUAAGAAAUAUUAAGAUUCGAGAUGAGGUGCUAGAUCGGGAAGCUUCACUUCAACGAGCAAGACGUGAAGCAUCUCUUGCUGAUGGUGUCUCAUGGGGCAUGGGAGAGGAUGCUAUUGAAGAGGCUGAGGACGAUGGUGAUGAGAUAACUUGGCAGACCUACAAAGGACAACUAACAGAGAAGCAAGCAAAAACCCGUGAAAAAGUUAUCAAAAGAAUGGAGAAGAUUUCUCAUAUGAAGAAAGAAAUAGAUGCAAUUCGUGCUAAGGACAUAUCUCAAGGUGGAUUGUCACAAGGGCAACAAACUCAGAUUGCUCGAAAUGAGCAAAGAAUAACACAGAUCAUGGAAGAACUUGAAAAUUUGGAAGAUACACUGAAUGAGAGUAUCCAAGAAAGUCUUGGUGCACGCACUGGGAAACUUUCUCAUGGAAAGAAAGGAGUAACAGAAGAAGAAGAUGAAUUUUUGAGUGACGAAGAUGAAUUUUAUGACCGGACAAAGAAGAAAUCUUCCGGUAAAAAGGAUGUCGAAAACCAAUCAGUUGAAACUGCAGAUACCCUUCUUGAUAAGAGAGAUGUGAUCAUGAAAAAAAUUGAAGGCAAGAAAGAGAUGAUUUUGGCAGAGCAAAACAAAAUAGCAUCUGAAAAAACAGGAGAAACUGAAACUGGAGAUGCACUUGAUGCCUUUAUGUCAGGGAUUUCAUCUCAGCUUGUGAUUGAUACAACCACGCAACUCCAGGAGGAAUUAACAGCUCUCCAAGCCGAUCUGGAUAGGAUAUUAUACCUUCUGAAGAUUGCAGACCCAACCGGAGAAGCUGCUAAGAAAAGGGCUCUGAAAUUACAAGAACCAAAGUCUAUAAAAUCUCAAACUUCUCCUCCUGCAGUCAAGAAGCAACCUCCUAUAAAACCGAAGAAAAACGCUGAGCCUGAAAAACCAACAAGUGUCAUUGAUGAAAAAGUGGAAGCUGCAGAUGAAUCAGGGAGAUCUGGCAAGAAGCCCGAUGAGAUUGAACAAGAUGCAGCAGAGGUCGAAACUGCUGUUUAUGUUGCUCCCAAGCCCCAAUGGCUCGGAGCUGUUAACAACAAAGAAGAUGAGGAGAAUCAACGAUUAGCGCCUUUAAAUAUGCAGGACUCUGAUGAGUUUGUUGACUAUAAAGACCGAAACAAGGUGUUGAUCAAUGCUGAUGACUCGCAGAUAGAAGUGGAGGAACCCAGGGUCGAAAAUGCAGCCCCUGGUUUGAUCAUCAGGAAAAGGAAGCAAGUUAAAGAACUUGAGGGUAACAAUGGUGCUCAGCAGACUACUUCUUCCACAUCAUCAGCUGAAGUUAUGGCAUUGGAUGCUGUGGCAUUACUGCUAAAACACCAAAAGGGGCGGUAUGCAUCAGAUGAAGAAAAUAUUACAGAGAUCCAAGAAACUUCAAAGGAGCAUAAAAAGCCUAAACGAGUACUUGGUCCUGAGAAGCCUUCAUUCCUUGAUUCCAAUUCAGACUGUGAUGCAUGGGUUCCCCCUGAAGGACAAUCUGGUGAUGGACGAACGUCCUUAAAUGAUAGAUUGGGCUACUAACCCAAGUGCGUGUGAUAAGCAAAAAAUGACAGUUCAUUGUUGUGAAGCUCUACAAACAUGGCUGUUCUUCAUUGAACAAAUUGGGAGAUUUGACGUAGCUCCAAAGUGUUUGGUGGCUCUGAUGAGUGAAAACCUAUUCAUUGACUUGAAAGUUUUAUAGUCGAGAAGUUAUAUGGUUAUUCCACCAAAAUAAUCUUUUUUGGGAUAUGGUGAGUUCGGAGGAAGAACAGGGGAAAAUACUGAGAUGAUAGAUAUAAAAUAGUGGAAGUACUAUGUAGACAGUUUUUUUACCGUGUAAAAAUAUAUUUGAUUAUAACAAAACGGCAUCUCAUUUUACUGAUA
Messenger RNA from Humulus lupulus (European hop), 2825 nucleotides. RefSeq lists its product as uncharacterized. The record is from RefSeq and is a predicted model, not a curated record. Gene Ontology annotation, molecular function: mRNA binding; protein binding. Bases 135 to 2483 code for a protein of 782 amino acids. NCBI's taxonomy places the organism in Eukaryota, Viridiplantae, Streptophyta, Magnoliopsida, Rosales, Cannabaceae. The transcript is spliced from 13 exons.